AUUGGAUAUUACUGGAAUCGAUCAGAAAGAUGCGCAAAAAUACAUCAUAUCUAACAGGAAAGUAUCCAAAUUUGUCGAUCGUUUCCCGCUCGGAAGAAUAUGAAAUUGAGCGGAAGUCAUCGAAAAAAUCCUGAAACUUUCCCGUUCGAAAUACUGCUUCCGGUUUUCAUCGAUUUCUGGUGUUGUUCUUCCUGAAAGGAAAAAGCUUCGUAGAUAACUCGGUUCGAUCUAACUCGAAAUGAAUGAAUAAGUUAGGAAUUUCUAGAACCGAAAAUCUUAAGAGUUUAUAAGUCCAUGUUGCCAUUUGAAUGAGAUAUAAAAAUUUUUAUUGAAAUUUCUUUAGAGUACUAUACAGUUUUUUCAUCACAUAAAUAAGAUAUAUGAUGGAAAUAUAUUGCAUGAUGUAUAACGAUGGCAAUAGUUGCUACCGCUAUUAAUACCAUUCGAAAGUUUCACCAAACCUCGACAAAAUAGGAAUCACACUAGUGCAACUGAUCGAUAUAUCUGAGACACUAAUAUUCUAUCCCAGUAGUUGUUUCAUCAGUGGCUCUUCUCGAAUCACUAUAGGAGAUGCAGAGUGAAAUAUGAAUUCGAGCUUCUGUUGUCACAAAACUUUCAAACUCAUCACUAUUUCUAAUAGUUUGUUUUAAUGAACACAACAAAAUACUAUGUAUUCUAUUUUAGGCAAUUGUUAUAUUGGCUUAUCUCUGUCAACACAAUCUCGUAUUCAAUUAAUAUCUGAUCCUGGUACUCCUUUUAUUUCUAGUGGUUAUUCUCCUAUUAUUAAAAUCUCAUCUAAAGUAUGGGAAGAUUCAAGUUCAACAAUUAUACAAAUGAAUCAAGGUCUUGUAAGACGUUUACAAUGUUUUAAAAUAAGUGAAGAACGUUCAGCUUAUGUAACACAUAUAUUAUAUGUACAUCGACGUCGUCCAUCAUUAAUUAUUCAAGAUAUUGAUAUUAUAAAUCCAAGUGAUCAAACAUUAGAUCUUGAUUUUCAACAAAAAACACAAACAUCAGGAAAGGGUGUGGGUGUGGGUGUGUGGGUCUGGGUGUGGGUGGGGUGUGGGUAUGGGUAUAGCAUAGACCCACACCCAUACCCUCCCACAUCCACCGUAAAUUAGAAAGUCUCGUAUUUUUUUUGAAUCAUAUAUUUAUCUGCUAUGAUUCACCGGUUACAUAUAAGAGCAGUGUCUAUAUAUGGAGGAA
Rotaria sp. Silwood2 is the source of this 1206-nucleotide messenger RNA. Lineage: Eukaryota; Metazoa; Rotifera; Eurotatoria; Philodinida; Philodinidae. The record is from the annotation of a GenBank genome assembly.